This is a messenger RNA of Prorocentrum cordatum, 1163 nucleotides long. The record is from the annotation of a GenBank genome assembly. NCBI's taxonomy places the organism in Eukaryota, Dinophyceae, Prorocentrales, Prorocentraceae.
AUGCACUGCUUCGCCUUCCUGCGGCGCUGCGGGCCGCGGGCUGGCACGCCGCCCCCACCGCCGCCAGCGCCGAGCGGCGAUGAGGCAGGCGCCGAGCCGCAGCGCGGGCGCGUGACCUGCUUCGGGGAGGCGAUGAUCCGCUACAUCCCAGACUCCGACGAGGGGCCCGACCCGAGCCCCUUCGCGUCGCGGUGGCUGCAGAGCGCCGGCGGGGCCGAGCUGAACGUGACCGUGGCGCUCGCCCGGCUCGGCUGGCCCGGGCACUUGGCGCGGUGGGUCUCCGUGGUUCCCCGGGGCGCCUUGGGCGACCACUUCCUCUCGCUGCUGGCCCAGGCGUACCCCGACGGCAAGGGGGAGGGGAACCUGAGCAUGGUGAGGCGCGAGGAGGGGGACGUGGGCAUAUACCACGUCUGGCCCGCCAAGCACAAACUCUGGUACCAGCGCCACCGCUCCGCGUUCGGCCUCAUGGACCCUGCCUGGUUCGGGGCGGCGUUCUGGGCCGAGAUCCUCCAGGAGCCCGCCCCUGGAGGGGGGCCGGCGGUACUGCAGCUGACUGGCAUCACCGCUCAGAUCACCCAGAGCACGCGCGCGGCGUGGCAAAAUGCUCUGGCAGCCGCGGCCGCGCACAAGAGGGCCGGCUGGCGGGUGGUGACGGUCCUCGACAUCAACCAUCGGCCCGCCCUUGGCCCCUGGGAGGACCUCUGGGCCCUGAUAGAGCCGCAUACGAGCGCCCUAACCUCCUCGUGCUCUCGGCCGGCGACCUCGCGAAUCUGGAAGCCCGCUUCCAGAUGCCGUUGGUGCCCUCCGAUCCGUGGUCUGCUUGCCGGACGGUGCCGUGGUGUCCUCGCUGCCCUGGGCCGUACGGCAGCGGCCCGUGGAGGAGAUCGGAGGCGGGGACUCCUGGCUGUCGGGCACGAUGGACGGGCUCGUGGGCUCGACGGGCCCCGCGUCGGAGGCGCCGCGCUGGGGCGCGGGGACGUGGCUGGGGGCCAUCCGGCAGGGCGACAUGCUCGCCACCCUGAAGCAGAAGGUGGUCGGGGACUUCUGCAACGUGGAGCGCGGCGAGCUGGACGCGGCGCUGCGGGCCCACGCGGCCGACCCUGGGGCGGAGGUGUGAGACCGCGGCUGGCGCCAACCGCGCCAGCCCGGUGCCCUCGGGCACA